Messenger RNA from Megalopta genalis, 3095 nucleotides. It is a transcript of the gene TTLL5, whose product is annotated as Tubulin tyrosine ligase-like 5. The record is from RefSeq and is a predicted model, not a curated record. Gene Ontology annotation, cellular component: ciliary basal body. Lineage: Eukaryota; Metazoa; Arthropoda; Insecta; Hymenoptera; Halictidae. Gene Ontology annotation, biological process: protein polyglutamylation; microtubule cytoskeleton organization. Gene Ontology annotation, molecular function: tubulin-glutamic acid ligase activity; tubulin binding.
AUAGAGGCAGUCUUCGUCGUGCUGCCAUACGGUAUGGCUGCGGUUCGUCGCAAGUUUUCUCCUUAUCCCGCUAUAAAUUAAAGCGAAUCAUUGAUAGUGAUGUUUCACUCGUUCGCCGGUUCGACAAAAGCUGCCCGCGCUUUCGUAUGCUGAUAAAUUAUGCUCUCCCAGAUGAAAACCAUCACCGUCGGAAAAUUGGAAGGGAAGCGACCGAAGGAACUGAUGUCGUCCUCCAGUCUCUCCGGGAUGUCGCAACUGUCGAACAGCAGCGAGGAGACACUGGAGCCCCUUGUACAUAAGCCGCACAAAUCAGAAACAUCGGAGAGCACAACGAAGGACAAAAUUCCGCCACACAACGAAUGGCUGUUGAACGGACCAACCGGAAACAAAACAUCAAUUUUACGCUUCAAAUGCUCCGCCUUAGCCACUCCCCCGGAAGAUCCACCUGCGAAGCAAUUGCACAUGACGUACAAGAUUUUCCAGACGGACACGAAGCUGAUUAAUCUUCUGUUGCAAGCUCACGGCUUAAUCGAGGUGCCUAUGAACGAGACAGAGUUCAACAUCCUCUGGAUGGGCAACCACCCGAAACCAGACAUUCUUCGGAAUCUGAUGCCCCACCAGAAAGUCAAUCAUUUCCCCAGAUCGUACGAGAUCACGCGAAAGGAUCGUUUGUACAAGAACAUCGAGGCGAUGCAGCGCAGCAAAGGGCUCCGAAAUUUGGACUUCAUACCGCAAACGUUUCUGCUGCCCAGCGAGUCCAGGGAACUGCUGACAGCGCAUUUCAGGUAUCGCGGCCCCUGGAUUGUCAAACCCAAAGCCAGUUCCCGCGGACGUGGCAUUUAUAUCGUUAACAGUCCCGAGAAGAUCCUGAUGGACGAGUCGGUGAUCGUCGCACAAUACAUAAACAAUCCUCUCCUCGUCGACGGGCACAAAUGCGACCUACGACUUUACGUCGCCGUGACGAAUUACGACCCGCUGUUGAUAUACCUAUACGAGGAGGGCCUGGUUAGGUUCGCCACGGUGAAGUAUGACGGCGGCAAUCAGUACGUCUGGAACCCCUGCAUGCAUCUGUGCAACUACAGCAUCAACAAAUUCCACGUGGAUUACGUGAAAAGCGAGGAUCCGGACGCGGAGGAUGUAGGUCACAAGUGGACACUGUCGGCGUUGCUGAGACACCUGCGCUCUAUAGGACAGGACACGGAGUUGCUGAUGCAGCGCGUCGAAGACAUUAUAAUUAAAUCGAUCCUGGCGACCGCCUCGGGCAUCGUCAGCGGUAUCAAGCAGUUCGUCAAGCAUCCGGAGACUUGCUUCGAACUAUUCGGCUUUGAUAUCUUAAUCGACGACACGCUGAAACCGUGGUUACUGGAAGUGAAUCUAACACCGUCGUUGGGAUGCGACUCGCCGCUCGACGUCAGACUGAAGUCCGCGUUGAUAGCGGAUCUGCUUACCCUGGUCGGUGUCUCGGCAGUGGACCCAGUGCUGCGGCCGCAAACCACGCACCUGAAUCGAUCCACGGUCGUCUCGACCAAGAGAACAGCUAGCUGCAGAAGAGUCCAUUCGGCGGAGACGUUGUCGCAAAGAAAGAAGAACGUCAGCAAAAGUAACAUCAAUAAGUCGGGACUGACCAGCGAGCAGCAACGUAUAGUGGCGUCCGCGAAAGCGCAGUUCGAAAGAAGAGGAGGAUUUGUCCGCAUAUUUCCUAGUCCAAAGUCGUGGGAGAUGUAUUCGCAGUAUUUAGAUCCAACAACGGGGAUACCGGUCGUGUCGGAUCCUCUAGGACCGGGCAGAGCCCAGCACGUGAACACCAAUCACAAUCUAAUGCUGCACGAACAAUUAUUUCCUGCCGCUAGUCGCACCACCGGCUUCAUCAUUCCUGAAGUUACGCUGGACAGGCUAUCCAGAUACGAAAGGUACGAGAGAGCGUUAGUGAAAGGGCAUAAGCAGAGCUUAGACCGCGGUGACAGUAAAGAGAAUAUGGACAUCGACAAGCAUAAAUACAAAAGUCAAGUGGUACAGGCCAUGCACGAUGGAAAUAAACUUAGUCCUGGGGAAGCAAGAAAAGCCUUCGGUUUAUAUUUAGGUCAUGUGCUGCGCAAGAUAUCUCAACCCAACGCGGAUCCAGCGUGCUGCGACCUUGUAAUGAAAUUUCUUCAGCAGUGUGCCAGUAAUCUAAGGACGCCCUUCUUCUUCACGUUGCCAAGCAGUAAGCUCGGCGACAAGGACCGUGCUGCCAUUACCGCCAAACAGCUCUCCGACUUUCUGCAUCUGUACAAUCGGGAAACAGAUCUCUAUGCAGACACCGUGGAUCGACCUCGCACCGUUCCGAACAGACUGUUCCAGAAAUUUCUCGCCGCAGCCAACGAGGAGGACUUGGACGACGUAUUGACCCUACAAACCAGGUUGUACAAAUGUGCCCACAGCUUUCUGGGAAGAAGCGGAUUCGCCGGUAGCCUACCAGGUCCUAACCUAUUAGGCUCGCUGCCGCACAUCACGUCACGCGUGUAUUCGAACGCCGCGAACAGCGAGCAAUGUAAAUGUAAUCAGUCCAUCACAAGGCCUAUGAAAGCACCGCGCACAUAGCCGCGCGAUCUGUGAAUACCCCCGUUUAUAGUCGCCAUGUUUACUCUUUAAGAUAAAUAUAUAUAUUAUAUAUAUUAUAUAAUAUAUAUAUAUAUACAUAUAUAUAUCUAAGUACGGCUGCCUAGGACUUCCCAGUACCAGUGGACAAUCAUCCACGCGUAAUCGUAACGUUUCCCAUUCGAAUAUUGCACAGAAGUAAUAGAAAAAGGAAGAAGAAAAAAAACCAAGAAAUACCGUCACAGAACUAAUAUUUUGGGUACGCUUUGAAGGCGCUUUAACUUCUCGCUUUGUAUUUAUUAAGCUGAACGGAGUUCAUCGACGCGAUACUUCCAACGAAAUACGACCUCGUCGAAACUUUCCUCGGCGUAGCUCACAGCCACGAUUUUAUCCUCGAGGGGCUAGUCAUCGGCAUCAAUGACUCCUCGAGGAGCUAGAUAAAAAGUACAGUUAAUGUCUCUCUAAUCGACGCUCAGAUUGUCCACAAAAAUGGAGAAUGAAUUAUUGAAGAGGAGAUA